AUGCAAUAAAGAAAGAAAUUGUUGCAAAAUUUCAAAAAGCAUUAACAAAAGAAAAAGCUAGGCUUCGAAAGGAGAAAAAGGAAAAAAGAAGAGCUCAAGCACAGCAAUCAAUGCAUCAAAUGAUGAAGAAAGAAAUUAUGACGAAACAGAUUGUAGAUAAAAGUAGACAAAAAAUGUGGAAAGUGCUAGAAGAGCUAAAAGAAGAAUCAAGACUGAAAAUUAGUUGGAAGAACAUCGAGGAAAUAGCUAUCUUGAGGUUCAAGAACAAGACAAAAAAGGUUACAAGUGAAAGAAU
Messenger RNA from Cetraspora pellucida, 295 nucleotides. NCBI's taxonomy places the organism in Eukaryota, Fungi, Glomeromycota, Glomeromycetes, Diversisporales, Gigasporaceae. The record is from the annotation of a GenBank genome assembly.